Molecule: messenger RNA, 659 nt
Organism: Acanthisitta chloris (rifleman)
Lineage: Eukaryota; Metazoa; Chordata; Aves; Passeriformes; Acanthisittidae
Gene: NCS1
Product: neuronal calcium sensor 1
Exons: 7
Molecular function (GO): calcium sensitive guanylate cyclase activator activity; calcium ion binding
Source: RefSeq, a predicted model, not a curated record
UCACGGAGAAGGAGGUGCAGCAGUGGUACAAGGGCUUUAUCAAGGACUGCCCCAGUGGGCAGCUCGACGCUGCUGGCUUCCAGAAGAUCUACAAGCAGUUCUUCCCCUUUGGUGACCCAACCAAAUUCGCCACCUUUGUUUUCAAUGUCUUCGAUGAGAACAAAGAUGGGAGGAUCGAGUUUUCGGAGUUCAUCCAGGCACUGUCAGUCACCUCCCGGGGGACGCUGGACGAGAAGCUGAGGUGGGCAUUUAAGCUAUACGACUUGGACAACGACGGGUACAUCACGAGGAAUGAGAUGCUGGACAUUGUGGAUGCGAUUUAUCAGAUGGUGGGAAACACAGUGGAGCUUCCUGAGGAGGAGAACACACCAGAGAAGAGGGUGGAUCGGAUUUUUGCCAUGAUGGACAAGAAUGCAGAUGGGAAGCUGACGCUGCAGGAAUUCCAGGAGGGCUCCAAGGCUGACCCCUCCAUCGUGCAGGCUCUCUCCCUCUACGACGGGCUCGUAUAGUCCCGGGGCCGAGCGGCGAUGCCUGGGGGAAGAUGCUCUCCGUGCCAUCCGACCACCGCCGCGCCAAGCUUGCCUGUCCCUCUCGGCCUUCCUUUCUGUUCUGCGAGCAAAGGAUGCCCUCGAAGCGCGAGCUCACUCCCCCUCUCUGCA